This is a messenger RNA of Ylistrum balloti, 22205 nucleotides long. RefSeq names its product titin-like. The annotation marks the transcript as partial. NCBI's taxonomy places the organism in Eukaryota, Metazoa, Mollusca, Bivalvia, Pectinida, Pectinidae. Gene Ontology annotation, cellular component: plasma membrane. The transcript is spliced from 81 exons. Gene Ontology annotation, molecular function: protein binding. Gene Ontology annotation, biological process: homophilic cell-cell adhesion. The record is from RefSeq and is a predicted model, not a curated record.
GCAUGCAUAUUCAUUGAAGAUAUUGAGAAAAUUGUGAAAUCUAAAAAAAAAGAUAAUAUCUGUGAACUUUGGAACUUUCAAGAACUUAUGUUUCGAAGUGUGAUAUUAACUAUAGCUUCCCUGUCCUGACAUCCAGCAAAAUGUCGGACAGUUUAUCGGAUAUAACGGACCUUUCGGAGCUUUCGCCCUCCACAACGACUAUUAGUACAGUGGCAGUACAAUCUGGUCGCUCAAAAGUUGUACUCGCAAUAUUACGAGGUGCAGAAUGGAUCAGAGUGCGCGUACACCAAAUGGAACCAGACCUGAUGGACGUAGGGUCCACACUCGAGGAGGCACUCCAGUAUCAGAGAGAACACAACGAGAUGUUGGCCAAACUCAAGGCCAAGGAAGACGAGGUAAAGAAGAUACUGUGUAGUGCUGACUCAUAUGUGACUGAGAACCCGUCCCAGGCUGAUGUGUACAGUGCCAUGGCCGACACACUCAGCGAGGCGUGGAGAGAGCUCAACAAAAAACUCGAGGCUCGUAGCCUCAUUCUGGAGCAGAGUGUGGAAUUCCACAAAAGUGCACACGAGUUUUCGUCAAAAAUGGAGCAAGCACAGGGUAAAUUUUCGACCUCUGUGCCAACCCAUGACGUUGAAACCGCCCGCCACCUGCUACAACAACACCAAGAAAUCAAAACCGGAAUAUUGGAAGCAUCAAAAUCGACACUGAAUCAAGGACAUAUACUACUCACACGCAUACGAGAAAUGGGUAUGCAUGCGGACUUACAGAAUAGACACGCUACCACCGCCGCGUGCUAUGGAAUAGAACAUCUACUAGAACUACUGCAAGACCGAAGACGAAGACUUGAGGACAUCUGGGAACAGCGUCGGAUCCGACUGGAACAGUGCUUCCAGCUGUGUCAACUGGACAUGGAAGUCAAUAAGGUACUGGACUGGUACAGAACCGUUGGAUCCACGUAUCUGCAGAAGAGUGAACUGGGCGAUUCUUUCCAUCAAGUCCAGCUUCUGCAAGAAGACCAUUACAGAUUUGAAACUCAAGCAAAACACAUACAACAGACGGUUGUGCGACUGGUGCGUGACGCCGACCAGCUCUUGCGCCGUGCCAACAUGGACGCUGAGGGCGUGAGGCGACGCCUCCAGACCGUCGACCGUGAAUGUGAAGACUUUAGAAAUAAACUGGACACCAGACGUAAAAACAUCAUGAUGGCUGCGUCAUUCUUUGACCAGGCAGAAACGGCUCUAACAAAAUUGGAACAGGUUGAAGUCCAAUUAAACAGCAUGGACUUACCGAGGAAUAGUACAGCGCUUGCAGACAGGCAUGCUCAGUUGUCUAACGCCAUCGUGGAAGCUUCCACCCAGGCUCUACGAGAGGGGCGCAUCCUACUGGAGAGGGUCAGUAGGGAGGACCCCGGAGCUGAUGGCGUCAGACGCAGGAUGACUCUGUUGCAAGAUCGCUGUGCUAGUUUGGAGUCCCUGUGCAAGGCGCGACGGGCAGAGGCUUGGGAGAGAAGCCAGGCCUACCUGCAAUUCCAGGAACACUUCAACAGCCUACAAACAUGGCUGACAUCAAUUGGCCAGGCCACCCUUAGCCAGCAUGCGGACAUGGGAACUCGCCUUGAAACAGCGGAGGACUUCUUAGAAAUUCAUGAACAACUAGAACAAGACUUAAGGGACAAGAAUGCGGAGUUGGAAGCCUUGUUUGAGGCGGGAGUAAACUUGGUCAAGUCAGGGGACCAGGAAGCUCAGACCGCUGCAGGGAAGGUUGACACGCUACACAAACAGAUGCAGAAGCUGCAUCGUAUUGUUGAGGUCCGCAUUCAGCUGUCCCUUGUCUACCUGUCAUUCCACAAGCUUGUGCAACAGCUAACUACUAGCAUGAGUGGGCUAGAACACAUUCUGACGUCGGAGACUGAGAAUUUGCACGAUCUCACCGACCAAGCUAUGCGCCAUACAGAGGAAAUGUACACAAAGCUCAGCCAACUGUACAAUGAAGUGCAAGACAAAGGAAAAUUAUUCUUCCAGAAUUCUUCUACAGUUACAGAUGACUCAACGCUGAACGUAAAGGAGUCUGUCCUCACUGUGGAGAAGAUAGUCGCUGAAUACAGUGAACGUAUGAACUACAUAAAGACGGUGUGGGAGUCAUGGCAACAGAAGGUAUCCACCAGUCGUCAGUUCAAAUCACAGUGGCAUCAGUUCGUCCAGGAUGCCCGCAAGACAAUAGAUUGGGUUUUGAAAAUUGAGAACGACUUUUUCCCCGUAAUUGGCGGGGACUUGGGUACAUCCAUAGAGACGGCCAAUGAAUUCCAGCACAGACUCGAUGAGUUUACCCCUACAUUCGAGAGUGCUAUUGAAGAACUUGACAAGCAUCUUAGUACCGCUGAGCUUAUGGAAAUGAAGGGAGAUACCAAAGGACAAAAAGACAUGAUUGUCAACGAGCUUGUCAAGGUUCGGCAGCGCUUCCAGGCGCGCAUACAUGAGUAUCGCAUACUCAUUAAGAUGACCAUUCAGUUCUUCCGUAACUUGGACCAGUUGGACAAGUUAAUUGAGAAGACAGAGAAGGAAUACACUCAGUCAGAACUGCCAUCUGACCUUUCGCUUGCCGAGAGUUUGUUGGAGGAGCACAAACGUAAACAGAAAGAAGUCUCCUCACUCAUAAACUUCACCUCAGGCGAGGGAGAGAAAAUUGUCGUCCGUGUACGACAAACGGAUGCUGAGGCAGCAGCACAGGAGGAUGUGGAGCGUGUCCUCAUGGUGACCGCCGAGUACAAGCAGAGGUGGAACCAAGCAUGGGAGGAACAAGAGAAACGACUCAAGCAGAACCUCCAGAUCUGUCAAUUUAACUAUGAUCUCAGACAGAUCCACUCCGAGAUUGAUGACCUCCACCAUCAUCUCCAGGCCCGGCGCGGUAGCUAUGGUAACUCACUACCAGCUGCCCGUAUGACAUCACAGGCCUUCAAACAGUUUGAAAUGACUGUUCAGUUGAUAGAGAAGAAGAUCGAUAUGUUCACCAGCACUGCACAGGUGAUGGUACAGGACCAACAUUAUGACGCGAUCCAUAUAGGACGCGAAAUUGAUCUUCUGAAGACGAAAUGGAGCACAUUCCAUACGAGUGUUGGCAACUACCGCAUGUUACUCGAUGUUUCCAUCACAUACUUCACCCUUAUAGAAGAGUCAGAGCAAUGGAUUCGGGAGGGAAACACCCUUCUGAUCAACAUCAGUCGGCGUACGCCGGAGUGCCGUAAUCCAGAGGAUGCGGAAACUCUCGCACGCUCGCUCAACUCUUUCAUGGAGACGGGUAAACCUCGACAGGAAGACCGGCUGAAACACAUAUCAGAGCUAGCUGUAGAGCUGUACGGUAAUGAAGGACCAACCAAGGUUCAUCACCUCUUUGUCAGUAACCAGGAUCUGAUGACGUCUGCCCAACAGAUGGAUGCCGAGAUCGCCAAAAUACACCAAACUCUGGUACAGGCACAGAUGGCGCCACCAGUCCAAGAGGAUGUUGUUCCCAUGGAGGUUACCGUGACAGCAUCUGCUGCUGUUGCCAAGCAACCACCGAAAAUCACGCUGCAUCUCAGGGACGCAGAAGUGAUGGAGGGUGAAAAGGUCACAUUGGAAUGUCAAGUACAAAGUGAACUCCCACCAGAGGUCACAUGGUACAAGGACAACCUGCCCCUUAACAGCCCUGACUAUGAGACCAAGUUUAAUCUUGGGUGUGCGACCUUGACCAUUGAGGAAACAUUCUCUGAGGACACAGCCCGAUACACCUGUCGUUUUACUAACGAAGUCGGAGUUGCCGAAAGUUCAUCAUAUUUACAUGUUAGAGAAACACACCAACAGAUAAUCCCCCCUGACUUCACUCGUAACCUGAAGUCAGUGGAUGUGUUAGAAAGCGGUUCUUUUGCUUUCGAAUGUCAUGUGACGGGAAUCCCGUCCCCCACGAUUUCGUGGUACAAAGAUGAUAUUAACAUUGACAGCUCUCCUGAGUAUGUCAUUACUAAAAUCAACGGCACAUGUUGUCUCAAGAUGCGUAAAGUGCUUCGCAGUCAUAAUGCCCGUUACACAUGUCAGGCCAACAACCCAGGCGGCGAGGCUUCUUCAUCAGCCCGCCUCACUGUCAUCCCUCUUGAGAAACCAGUUAUUCACAGUAUGUCGGAAGACGUCAACAUCCCUGAGGGCAAAAGCGUCAAACUGGAAAUUAUCUUCUCAGGCUCACCGACCCCAGAGGUCACAUGGUAUCGAAAUGAUGAUCGCAUCUCACCAAGCUCUGUGUAUAAGAUCACCAUAGAGCUAAACAGAUCAGUAUUAGAAAUCACUGAAGCAUAUACUGAGGAUUCUGGGACCUAUAAGGUCACGCUUCAGAACACAGCUGGCGAGACUCACAGAACUUGUCAGGUCAACGUAGAAAACUUCUACUCUAGUGCAGCUGAGGAGAUGUCUAUUGCAUCAUUGGAAGCAGAGCCCCAGAAACCAAGUUUCAUGCAGCCCCUGGCCCCAGCACGUGAGGUCAUGGAAGGAAGUCGUGUUCGAUUAGACUGUGUGAUAACCGGUCACCCGGAACCAGAGGUGAUCUGGUUUCGAAAAGACAAACCAGUGAAAGAGUCUAAGGAUAUCCAGCUGCUGUUCGAGGGUGACCGAUGUACACUGAGUAUCCGUGAGGCUUAUCUAGAGGACAGCGGUCUAUAUCGCUGUUUGGCACGUAACCAGCAAGGCGAGGCUGAGAGCGUCUGUAAACUCCAUGUAGAACCAUUAAGUGAGUUGAGCGACGCCUCAUGUGGAGAAGUUGCUGCCCCGAAGUUCACGCAAUUGUUGCGUGACUUGUCGAUCCCAAUUGGUCACCGUGUGUGUCUGCAAUGUCGGGUGACAGGUCAUCCCGUCCCAGACAUCCAGUGGUACAAGGACAACAAACUCAUUGAAAACAGUCCUGAUUAUCAGGUUACUGCCUUUGCUGACGUUCACAAUCUGACGAUUCCCGAGACAUUUGAGGAAGAUACUGGAAACUACAUGGUUCGUGCUACGAACCUUGCUGGUGAGGCAAAAUGUUACGCCAAGCUGUCGGUGAAGGCUCCAACUCAGCCAAUCCAGGAGGCUGAGGUGAUGCGUAUCCGACGCGUGGUGGAAACAAAGGAGUCCAACAUGAUCGUCAAACGUGAGGAUGGUUUGGAACAAUCACCGCCAGAGUUCCAGAAACUCUUCCAAGACAUGACUGUCAAUGCCGGGGACAACGUCACAUUUGAAUGCGUAAUUACUGGCAGUCCUAAACCAAAGGUCACAUGGUACUUCAAUGGGGAACCUGUUGUUUCCCGUGAUUACCAAAUCUCCAUGGAGUCAAGCAAGUACAGAUUACACAUCCCGGAGGUGUUCGAUGAGGAUGCGGGACGCUUCUCCAUUACUGCCGAGAACCCAUCGGGCAAGGCAACUUGCUCAGCUUGUCUGAAUGUAGACGAAGAACCAACUAUACCUAAAACAAGAAUAUUUGGAAACACCGAGAUGUUGUCCAAACGUGUGUCUCGUACGGAAACAACAACAACCGAAACACAUGUCAAGCACAUAUUUGAGUCGACACAAAGAGACACAUAUAUACCAUCAUACGAGUCUCAUUCGACCACCAUCCUGACAGAUGUGUCCGACGCAGAGCCUGUACCAAUGAUCGGAGCAACGGAACAUUACGCUACCACUCUCAAGACAGACGUGCCGCCCACCUUCAAGCCGGUGGAUCUGACAAUUGCUGUGCCAAUCCCUCCUAAGUUCCUCCAGCCGCUGAAAAACAUCACGGCUGCGGAGGGCAGUAAGGUCGUUUUUGAGGGAGUUGUGUCAGGCAAACCCCAGCCAACUAUCAAGUGGUUCCGUGAAGGGAAACAACUCACGGACAAAGCAGACUUUGAGAUUGGCUACAGAGACGGACGUGUCUCACUUACCAUUCCAGAAGUUUUUGAGGAGGAUGCCGGGCGUUUUGAGUGCCAGGCUGACAAUGAAGGAGGUCAAGCUACUAGCUCUUCACAACUCGUAGUGAGAGCUACAAUGAUUCCUCCAAUGUUCACGGAGAAGCUAAAGAUCACAGAAUGCCGUGAAGGCCAGGCCGUGCGUUUCAGAGUGCGCGUGUCAGGUCAGCCACCCCCAACUGUAACCUGGUACCGUGAAGGCGCCCAGGUGGUGAGCUCCCCAGACUUUGAGAUCAUCACGGAGGGUGACCUCCACACUCUGUACAUUCCAGAGGUGUUUCAAGAGGAUGGCGGAAACUUUACUGUUACUGCCGAAAAUCCUGCUGGACACGCCCAGUGUACAACUGAACUCAGGAUUCUGGCCCCAAUGGAUCAGACCCCUGCCCCUGUACACAAGCCUGUAAUAGGGGUAAAGGAGACUUUUGACCAGAUGAGGGCCCCACCUAGAGAAGCCCCCAAGCCUUUCGAGCCCACAGAGGAACCAAGCGCAAAGGUUCCAAAGCUGCAACGCCCAUCACAGUUUGUUAAAAGGCCAGAACCAAAACCGAAAAUGUUCACAGAAAAGGUGGAGGUACCCGUAGAGAGCAAGCCACAGUUUGCUCCCUUUGAGAAGCGCAUUCCGCUUUUCAAAGAACCUGCACCAGAGGAGGACGUACCUCCACCACUACCAUUAUCUAAACCUCCAGUGUUUGUGACAACCAAGGAGAAACCUAGCUUCACGCAGACAUUGAAGAAUAUUUCUGCUUGUGAAGGAGAACGGGUCGUGUUUGAGUGUCGCAUAUCUGCUCAUCCAGAACCUAUUAUCAAAUGGUUCAGAGAAACAAUAGUGAUCUCAAGUUCACCUGAUUAUGAGAUCACAUGGGAGAACAACACUGCCAGACUGACCAUCGCUGAGAUAUUCCCUGAAGAUUCGGGAGUCUUCAAAUGUGUGGCUACUAACGCUGAGGGAUGUGCCAUAUCUGAAGCCAGACUCGAAGUCAAACCGGCAACGCCAGAGAAAGACGUUCCAAUCAGGGAAGAACCAGUUCAGCAGAUGAAGGCACCGAAGCGUGAAGAAAAGGCACCAAUGGUGACCCCUAUCCGUCCACAAUUCACAGACAAACCUGGAAAUUCACGCCUUGUUGAGGCUACCAACACCAUCUUUGAAUGUCAUGUGACUGGAGUGCCCUUCCCAGAAAUCACCUGGAAAAAGAGGGGAUUCCCCAUGAGAACUGAUAACAGACACAGAAUGACUGUUGACACCUUAAGUGGUCGUUGUUCAUUGACGAUUUCUCACUGUCGUCCUGAUGAUGCUGGAGAGUACACAUGUACUGCGGUCAAUUUGGCUGGAGAAGAUACUGUUACAGCCACUCUGUUGCCUGCUGAAGUGAGGGCUCCCUCACCACCGCCUCCUCCGAUACCAUCAAUCCCUGUGGCUCCGCUGAAGAGCUGGCAGCCGGUCUCAGCUGAGCCAAAGGAGAAGUAUGUUCCUGUCCAGGAACCAGUAACCAGGAAACCAUGGGAACCUGUUCAGGUCCAGAAACCACAGCCUGCUCCUCAGAAGACAUGGGAACCACCCAUGACAGAGCUGAGGGCACGUAUGGAGGCUCCACAGCGUCAGCCCCAGGAGUUUGUGGUCACUCGUGCUGAGAAAAUACUUGAGAGUAACCUCCAGUAUAGACAGUCAAAGGAACCAGAGAAAAAGAAACAACCGCCUGUACAAGACUUCCAGUCUGUUGGGUUUGAGCAGCGACUGAUGAGUGAGAAUUACAUGCGUGAUGGACACAUCAAGAUUUCAAGUGAGACAGAAACUUCAGAAUAUGAAUCUGAACUUCAGGAUGACCGUGGACCACCGGCGCCACCUGCUAGCCCAGCAAUCAUCCAGAAACUUAAGGACUUCCGUCUCAUUGAGGGUUCAGAUGCAACCUUUGUAUGUAGGGUCACAGGUCGUCCGAGGCCAAAGAUUGCAUGGUACAAAAAUGGCCACCGGAUCAAACGAUCAAACAGAUAUGAGAUGAAAUAUACCAAAGACGGAUACUGCACACUCCGUAUCCGAAUUGCCUUGCCAGAGGACGCUGGUCACUUCACCAUCUUAGCUGUCAAUGCAGCAGGCAAGGCCACCUGCUCUAGCAUGCUGUAUGUGGACGGUGUUGGUCAGAUUGACUCCACCUCUUUUGUGGCUCCAACCACACUAGAAAAGAUGACCAAGGACAAGACCAAAGCCCAGAAGCCUGAGGACCAAAGUGGAAUCCUUGAGGCACUGUUACGCCCAACCUUCAAAAAGGUUCCUGAGAGUUUACAGGCCAGGGAAGGUCAAACAGUCAGACUGGACACUGUUGUGUCUGGCCGCCCAGCCCCUGAGCUCACCUGGUACAGAGAUGGACAGCCUGUCCGCAACGACAUGAAUCAUAAGACGGUUGUCAAUGAAGAUGGAGUGAAUUCACUUAUCAUUCUGUCUGCAAGCCGCUACGACGCUGGAACUUAUAUGUGUGUAGCUAAGAGCAAAGCUGGGGAAAAUUCUUUCAAUGUUAUCGUCUCUAUUCUAGAGAAAGAAAUGCUUCAGCCACCGAAAUUCCAGAACAGAAUACCGAAUAUUACUGCCAAGGCUGGAGAGCCUAUAACACUGACUUGUGACGUCACAGGUACACCUACCCCUAUGAUCAGCUGGCAGAAAGAUGGAAAAAUGCUGAUUCCUAGCAGCCCAUACAGGAUUGACAUAGAGGGUAACAGAUCUACAUUGUAUAUAGAACGCUGUGAGCCAGCAGACUCAGCAUGGUUCCAGUGCUCGGCCGUCAAUGUGGCUGGAAGUGCCACAACACGGGCCAAGGUUGUCGUACCAGCUGAGAUGCCAAAACCGGAACCUAUGAAGAAGUUCACGAUACCCAAAGUCUCUUCACCACCACAUGUGGCUACCAAACCGUCACAGGUGGUGCCAAAAGUAGCACCACAGGAACAAGCCAAAGCUCCCCCUGCAAGGAUGCCAGGAUCGCAGUCACCACCUCACUAUGACAUCCAAUCAGAAGGCUUGGUACAACAGAUCUCGUACAGCACGGAGGCAGGAAGUGCUCUUAUGCGUCUAAUUAAGGAGGAGGAUGCAUCAAGGAUUGUAACAAAGGCACAUAUAACACCUGCACAUCCACCCAUGGUUCCCAUGGCAACACCUGAGGCAGCACCACCAACCGCAGAGGAACCAAUGGAAGAGGAGGAAACUGUACUGCCUCAGAAUGUGGCUGAUGCUAAGAGGAGAUUUGAAACUCCAGAGAAAUCAUUGCCACCUGUUGGUAAGCCACCCAAGGCUCCAAUUAAACAUGUGGCAUCACCCAAACCAGUGGCACCACACAAACCUUCACCUAAGCCUGUGGCACAGGAACCAAUGUUCCGCCCAGAGACAGUAAAACGUGACGAGGUACCACCGACUCAAUCACCAGUGAGACAUGUCCAGCCACCGACUCCAUCACCAGUGAGACAUGUCCAGCCACCGAGUCCAUCACCAGUGAGACAUGUCCAGCCACCGAGUCCAUCACCAGUGAGACAUGUCCAGGCCCCCAGGGCUAAGGAGCCAUCACCGAUGGAUGUUCUCCCAAUUCCACCUGGCGUACCUGGAGCCUAUGACAUCCAAUCAGAAGGCCCAGUUCAGAUGAUCACCUAUGUAUCAGACACUGAGGCUGGCUACCUCCGUCUUGUGUCAGAGGAUGAACUUGAUUCAUCACGAUCAAGAUCUGUGUCUAUGGAAAGACCACGCCUUCCAAUGCCAAAACCGAGGACACUGACUGUACUGUCAUCCACAGAGGAAGAAUAUGACCGGUAUGACGAUAGACCGAAACACGAACCACAGCUUCCCGCGUCACUGCAGACCAAGUACAAACAGUUCAGACCUGUUAAACCACCGCAGCAACGCAAGAAAAAGAAGUCUAAGACACCAUCACCACCAAAGGAACAACCACCAGCUCCUGCUGUAGUGCCACAACAGGCUCCUAAGCCACCACAAGUGGCCCCUGCGCCACCACAAGUGGCACCUCCACCUUUUGUGCCACAAGAGGUCCAAAAGCUACCAAAAGUUGCCAUGUUUGAGCCAAGAAAGGAGAAAGUGGCCCCUAAAGUGUCCCCUAAGCCCCAAGGGAGAUCACCACCAAUGGUGUCCCCUGUUGCAACACAAAUUGAUAUACCGGUGUCUGGAACCCCUGCACCAGUGGAGUUCUAUGUCCCUAAAGGACAGGAGGCUUCCUCAUCAUUAGAACUUACAAAAAUGGUGAUGGUUCCCUCCGAUUCUGAGAAAGAAAAGUCGGAAGCUACCAUUACAAUCAAACAGGCAGUCCUGCGUAGAGGGCAGCCACCAGUACCAGCAGCUAGAAUUGUCCGCAAGACGUCUGAGCCGCCGAAGGACAAACUUAUUAUUGAGGUUAAAGAACAACAACUGCAUGAUCCCGCUCCAGUUAGGCAGCGGGAACCUGUUCGUGCUCCAACAGUUCCUAAGGCAGCCACAACUGUCAGAGAGUCCCAGGACAGGGAAUACUGGUCACCAGAGAGGAAGGACGUGAUUAAAGUCAAGGAAACCAUUGAAGCUACAUGGGAUAGAGUGUUUGCCGCGGAGAAUUUCUGCUACAGGGAUUAUUUGGGUGUAAUCGGGGGAGCCCCUGAUUUGUUGUCUCUUGUCAGAAUUGAAGAUCAGGAUAGCGCUGUGCGUGAGUACAUCCGCCGCGAGGGUGAAGCACCUGCUCAAGAGGACAUCUAUGACAAACAUAAACCCAAGAAACCCUGGUUCAAGACACAGAUAAGGAACCUGAUGGGCCUGAAGGAGAAUGACUCCGCCCACUUUGAGUGUAAGCUCCUUCCACUUGGCGAUCCUACUAUGGAGAUCGAGUGGUUUAAGGAUGGACAACCACUUCAUCAUGGUCAUCGCUACAAGCCCAUGCAUGAUUUUGGCUUUGUCUGCCUUGAUAUUUUAUACACCUACCCCGAAGAUUCUGGAGAAUACUCUUGUACUGCCCGCAACUCUCAAGGGGAGGCAACCACAACUGCUGUUCUCCGAUGUAGAGGACGCCGGUCCAUCAUCAUGGAAACACAGCUUCCAGGAGAAGGUGCCAUGCGUCUUCAAGAGAUGGAGGAAUACUGGAGAAGUAACAUGUACCUAGAAGAGAGAAUUAUUGAUGAACCGAGGGAGCGAUUCCCACCUUCAAUUGAUCUCAAACCAGAACCUGUUGAAACUGGUGAAGGAGAGGUCGCCAAGUUCAUGAUCAAAGUCAGCGGUUACCCACGACCCCGUGUCAACUGGUGGGUCAACGGAACCGUUAUCAUGGGUAGCACACGUUUCAAACUGCGUUACGAUGGCAUGAUUCACCACCUUGAAAUUCCACGUGUACGAGAGUAUGAUGCAGGACAAAUCCGUGUUGUGGCCAAAAACACUGAGGGUGAGGCCGAGGCCAGUACUACAUUACAUGUGAUGCCAAAAGAGGACUGGAGGUCACACCUACGACAAGCACCCAAAGGAGAACUAGAAAUUGAACUUGAGCGCAGACGUAAAAUUGAAAUGCGCUCAGUUGAGCUCGUUUCAGCCAUGGAAAGGCCUAAGGCUACCACUAUCGAACUCAAGCAGAUCGAGAGAGCUGCUGAGAAACGUGUAGUGAUGAGACAAGAGAAAGAGGUGAUGAAUGCAGAACAGCUGUAUUUGUCUGUUCAGUCCAAACCCACGAUGCGUGAAUUGCCUGCCCGAGUGGUCAGAGCUGACCGUCCAGAAAUUCAGGUUGACAUCCAAAAGGCCCGCAUGGUGCCAGUCAUCCCCGAACAGGGUGCCCCUGACGAGAGCAAAAUAUCUGAAUCCCAGAUUAUCCUGGAGCGUCGUGAACCACCUGUAUUCACGAAACCUCUACGUCCUGUCAGAGUCACUGAAGGCAACCCAAUAACACUUGAGGUACACUUCAAGGGCUACCCACCACCGAUUAUAUCUUGGUACAGAGACAGCUUCGAGAUCAAACCAUCACAUGACUUUCAGAUUUCUGUUACGGAAACAGUGAGCACAUUGUUUAUCCCAGAAGUCUUCCCAGAAGACACUGGUAUGUACAUGGUAAAGGCUUACAACAUGUACGGCACCGUCCAGUGUAAGGCGAAGAUGACCGUUAUUGAAGAGGAAUCACCAGAGCGUGACAUACCCCCAGAGUUCCGCAGUCUGAUUCGUGAUAGUAACGUUGUUGAGGGUGAACCUGCAACAUUUGAUUGCCAGGUCUCCGGACGCCCCAAACCCAAAAUCCACUGGCAGAAGGAUGGAAAGACUCUGUCGGAGAGUCCACGCUGGAAGUUCAUAGAGGAGGACAACAACUUCACUAUGGUUAUCUACGAGGUUACUCCAGAAGAUAUUGGCCAGUAUGAUUGUGUAGCCAUCAACACUGUUGGGAAAGCAACUUGCACUGCUAGGCUGAACGUAGAAAUUCCUGUCAAGGCACCAGAGGCAGAGGAACAGAAGCAAGUGGAAGCUCCAGUUGAGCCACCAGUGGUAACUGAGGCGCCACAAAACCUGGAGGUUGACGAGGGUGAACCAGUCACCUUCACUUCAAGAAUCACAGGGUCUCCACCACCAAACGUGACAUGGUACAGAAACAAUGUACUUAUCAAACCGUCCAAAUACUUCCGCAUGGAAUCAACACCAGAUGGCACUCACAGCCUCAGUAUUCUGGAAGCCUUCCCAGAAGACACUGGUAACUACCGUUGUGUUGCACGUAACAAGGCUGGAGAGGUGACAUGUUCUGCCACUCUGAAGGUACAUGCUUUAGAGAGUGAAGCAGAGGCUCCAGUCCCUGCCCAGAAGGACACGCCCCCAAGCUUCACCAAACCAAUCUCCAACACACUUGUGGUGGAGGGAAGCCCUGCCACAUUUGAAGCUGAAUACAGCGGCACACCAGAACCGACUAUCACCUGGUUGAGGAACAGUCUUCAGGUCCUACAAGACUCCACCAACUACAAGAUUGAGCGUACAAGCACCAAGACAAUUCUGACGAUCCGCGAGGCUCGCCCUGAGGACAGCGGUCUAAUCACCUGUCGCAUCAAGAAUGUCGCUGGCACUACUGAAUGCUCUGCAGAACUCUAUGUCCAAGACACAGAGGAAGCCCGUCUACUGGAGGAGAAGUAUAUCACCACAAUCAAGACAACUCCACCAGAGUUUGUUAAAGCCUUGUCUCCAGUACAGGAAAUACAGCCUGGAGGCACUGCUAGAUUGUAUGCAUCUAUCAACGCUUACCCGCCUCCUAAGUAUCAGUGGUUCACCAAGGGUGUCCAGAUUGUGCCUAGCGAGCGACGACAGAUGGUACAGGAGGAUGACACGAUAAUCCUCAUCAUCAUUAACGUACAGGAGGAAGACUCGGGUGAUUACAUUCUCAAGGUCGAGAAUGAAAUGGGAGAAGUUACCUGUAGGACUACAUUGACUGUCAGAGGUAAACAACAGUAUCAGGUGUCAAUGCCACCUGCGGACACCGAGACACUGACCAUCAAAGAGACCACUACCAUGGUCACUCGUGAGGAGCGUUAUGUUACGGAGAUGAUCAAACCAGAGAUGAUUGAAGCACUCGAGCCAGAAAUCUAUGUCCGAGAACGAGGAAUAGCAAAGCUGCAGUGUAAAGUAGACAGCUACCCUCCACCCCUCGUCACGUGGUUUGUGAAUGGAAUGGAGAUCCGUCCAUCACCACAUUAUGAGAUGACAACAGAGGAGGGAAACAGCGUCCUCCUCAUCAUAGAAGUCGGGCCAGAGGACACCGGCGAGUAUACCUGUCGUGCUGUCUCUGAACUUGGAGAGGUCAUGUCUAGCACAACCCUCUAUGUAGAAGAGCCACUGACAAAAGAAUUACCAGUUUUGCCUAAAAAACCAGAAGAGAAGAUCUCCUUGGAGCCCUCUCCAUCAGAAGAACUGAUGCCUCCCCGAUUUGUUGAGGUGCUGCCUUCUAUGGAGACAUACGAUGGAGAUGAAGUGAAGAUUCCCUGCAAGGUGGUAGGAAAGCCACCACCCCAGAUAUCUUUCUUCCACAAUGGAAAGAAUAUCGACCACGACGAGGAGUAUGUGGUGUCUUACAACCCAGAUACUGGGGACAUACAUCUCCUCAUUGUGGAGGUGUUCCCUGAGGACGAGGGAGAGUAUGUAUGUGUAGCAUCCAAUCCUGCUGGCGAGGCAAGCACACGCGCAUACCUCACCGUUCUCUCUCCUGAAGACUCGGUCGAUGCCGCACCAAUGGAAACUGAAGUUGUAGCUCAGUAUAUUGAGCGACCCAAACUUGAACCUCUUGUGAAGGAGGAACCACCUGCAUCACCACCACCAGAGAAACCAGUGAAGAUGGAGGUCACUGAGGAGAGGAAAUCAGAAGAACCAAUGGAGGAAGUUCUAGAGGAGGUUAUGGAACAAAUGACCAAACCUCAAAUCAUUGAACGGGAGAAAAAGGUUCCCUUGGAACCAGAGAGAGCUCCUGAAUCUCCAGAAAGAGUUGUUAAGGUUACUGUAGAACACAAACCUGCUCCGAAAACAGAAGAAACACGUACUGAGAUCUGUGAAGCGACUUUGCUUCCUCAAGCUGUUACUAGGAAGUUUGAGCUGCCAGAUGUGGCAGGAAAGCCAGUAGAUGAAGAGGUUAGUAAGGAGGACUCCCUGAUUGGCGAGGAGAAACCCCCACAGAAAGAGGAAGUUGUCAGUCAGUUCACUCUGGAAGAGGCACAGGAAGUCACAGAGAUUCCUCCAGAGUUUGUCGAGCUCCUUGAGCCCCAGAUGAUUCCUGAUGGAGAAGAGGUUACCAUGACUUGUAGAGUUGAAGGUACACCCUUCCCUACUGUUACGUGGUAUCGUGAACGUCAGGAGAUUAUUCCCAGCGCUGACUUUAAGAUCACAACAGAUGACACCACUGGAGUCUGUACCCUGUACAUACCAGAGGUGUUCCCGGAGGACGCAGGAGAAUAUGCAUGUAGAGCGGUAAACCCCUUCGGAGAGGCUGUUACCACAGCAACCCUUCUGGUUCACACCAUGCCAGAAGAACCAGAGAAGGAAGAUGUUGAAGUCAUCGAGGAGAAAUAUGUGACCAAAAUAGAAAAAUCUCCGGAGUUUGUGCGUCCUCUUAAUCCUGUCUUUGAUGUAGAGGAAGAUCAAACUGCAAGACUGGAAGUUGAAGUGGUGGGCGAACCUAGACCAAAAGUCACAUGGUACGUGAACGAGGUUCGUUUGAUGCCAACACCACGUAUUCAGAUUAUUGAUGAGCGUACUACGUCAACGUUAGUCAUCAUGAAGGUUGUACCCUCCGAUUCCCAGGACUACAUCUGUGUAGCCGAGAAUGACCGCGGUGUGGUCACUUGCAAGACUACAUUACAUGUCACACCAAAGAAAAAAGUUGAGUUUGCUCUGCCGAGAGAGGAACGUCCUAAGCAGUCAAAACCAGAGACUGUGAAGUAUCCGGUGUCUGAGGACGAAACAGGUCCCAGUGCGAGUGAAGAUGAGCUUCCUGAAGAAAUGAGAGUUCCACCAGUUUUCACACAACUUUUACAACCCAAGAUUGUUCGGGAUGGGGAGCGUGUUGAGUUUCUCGUUCACUUUCGUGGAAUCCCACAACCAAAAGUCAAGUGGUUCCACGAUGGACAUGAACUUAAACCAUCCACUGAUUUUCAGAUCACUGUGAAUUUCAAUACAGGGGAGAGUACUCUAGUCAUUGUGGAGGUCUUCCCGGAGGAUGAGGGCGAAUACACUUGUUCUGCUCGAAACCGUUACGGGGAGACGAUAACAACCUGUCGCCUCACAGUUGUUGCCUAUGAGUAUGUACCUGACACUGAGGAAGCUUCAGACUCCUUCCUGUCAUCCAUUGAAGCCGCCUCCCCAAAGCCUCACAUUGACUCAGACUCUGAAAUAUCAACUGUCGCUAAGGAAUUUGAGGAGCAGAUCCAGAAGGUCAAAGAAAAAAUGGAGAUUGAGAUACUUGAAGCAAAAGAGGAACCAGCUCAAUCCCAGGAAGUGGAAAUUCAGGCAGGCACAGUAGAGACAACUGAAGUAGAAGAGACAGAGGAAGUGGCACCAAUCACACAAGAACCACAACCGGAGGAAGCUAAGCCUCUUGACGUCACCACCGAGGCUGUCCAACCAACAGCUAUGGCACCAGUGGCCAGUGUUACAGAAACAACACAAGAAGUAGCACCAGCAUCAGAAGAGGUUGUUUCAAUCACACAGGAACCACAACCUGAAGAAGCUAAACCUGCUGAUGUCACAGAAAGUGUCAUAGAGACCACACAGGAAGUGGCACCCUCUUCAGAAGAAGUGGCUCCAAUCACACAGGAACCACAAGUUGAGGAAACUAAGCCUGCUGAUGUCACAGAAAGUGUCAUAGAGACCACACAGGAAGUGGCACCCUCUUCAGAGGAAGUGGCUCCAAUCACACAGGAACCACAACCUGAGGAAGCUAAGCCAGCAGAGGCUGUCCAGCCAAUAGCAGUGGAACCAGUGGAGACACCGACCACACAGGAAGUGGUACCCUCUUCAGAAGAAGUGGCACCGACCAUACAGGAUGAGGAACCAACAGGUGAGGAUGUAGUUCCCUUUACACAGGAAUCACAACCAGAGCAGACAAUUCCUCUUGAAAUUACAACAGAAUCAGACUUAGAAAUGGAUUCAGUUCAGAUCUUGACUGAAACUACUGAGAAGGAAAUUGAGAUUUCUGAGGUUUCAGAAGUCCCAGCACCAAAACAAGAAGUACCUGUGUUUGUGACACCCCUCUCAGACAUGCAAGUUGCCAAGGGCACUUCUGUGAGGUUUGAGGUUAGCUUCACAGGCACCCCGACACCAGAGGUUGCCUGGAUCUUGGAGAAGGAGGAGCUGCUGCCAUCACAAGAUAUUGAGAUUACAAUCCAAGAACACCAUAGUGUCCUUGUACUGCAUGAGGUCCUUCCAAAGGAUGAGGGUCAAUAUAUUGUUGAGGUCACCAAUCCUGUUGGCAAGGCAACGACCACAGCAUACCUCCAAGUAACAGAUGUCGUGGUGAAGCCUGCUGAGAAACAAGAGUCCCCAACACAGGAGGUAUCCAUUGAGGAGGAAGUCCUCAGCCCUGAGGAGACAGUUGAGGUCAAGGUUACUCCAGAGGACACAACAAAGCCAUCUGAGGUACCAUCUGAGGCUGCUGAAAUCGAAGUAGUCAUUCCUGGUGUCUCUGAAACAACUACACAGGAGGUUACUGAAAUAAGUGAGGUCACAGAGGUCAUCUCCACGGUGAUUAAGGAGGAGGAUGUUCCCACUUUUGUGUCCAAGCUCAAUGACAUGCAUGUGACAGAAAACACAACAAUCCGAUUUGAUGUGACUUACACUGGCAAGCCUGAAAAGGUCACAUGGUUUCUGGAUGGCGAGGAAAUUGAGCCAUGCAAGGAGAUAGAAAUUGUGACAAAAGAACACCACAGUGUUCUCCUGUUCCACGACGUCAUGCUCGAGGAUGAGGGAGAAUACACCGUUGAGGUGGUCUCUAAAGAAGGCACUAUCACAUCAACUGCCUAUCUUCAUGUUCAUGAUGUGGUGAUGAAGCCUGCUGAGAAACAAGAGGCUCCGAUUCAGGAGGCAUCCAUUGAGGAGGAAGUCCUCAGCCCUGAGGAGACAGUUGAGGUCAAGGUUACUCCAGAGGACACAACAGAGCCAUCUGAGAUACCAUCUGAGGCUGCUGAAAUCGAAGUAGUCAUCCCUGGUGUCUCUGAAACAACUACACAGGAGGUUACUGAAAUAAGUGAGGUCACAGAAGUCAUCUCCACGGUGAUUAAGGAGGAGGAUGUUCCCACUUUUGUGUCCAAGCUCAAUGACAUGCAUGUGACAGAAAACACAACAAUCCGAUUUGAUGUGACUUACACUGGCAAGCCUGAAAAGGUCACAUGGUUUCUGGAUGGCGAGGAAAUUGAGCCAUGCAAGGAGAUAGAAAUUGUGACAAAAGAACACCACAGUGUUCUCCUGUUCCACGACGUCAUGCUCGAGGAUGAGGGAGAAUACACUGUUGAGGUGGUCUCUAAAGAAGGCACUAUCACAUCAACUGCCUAUCUUCAUGUUCAUGACAUUUCAAUGAAGCCUGUUGAGCCUUCUUCAGCUCCGACAGUUGAGGAAUCUCUCGAGCCAGAAGAGACAGAGGAUGUUUCUGUGGCAACUGAGGAGACAACCACAUCUUCUGAUAUCACAAUUGAGGUUGGCACUGCUGUUGUAGAAACAAAACGGGAAAGUAAAGUACCAACAAUGGAAGAGACACUACCAGAGGAAGAAACUAAAGCCUUGGAUUCUGUUCCUUCAGAGGAACCAGCCACUUCUGAAAUUGAAGUAGUUGGAACUACUCCAGAAAAGGAAACUCCUCAAGAGACAAAAACAGCCCCUGAUGAGGAAAUCCUGCCUGAAGAAGAAACUGUUGUUUUGGAUGUUGUCAAACCUGAGGAACCAGCUACUACUGAAAUUGAGGUAGUUGAAGUUAUUCCAGAAAAGGAAACUCCUGAGGAAACAAAAACAGCCAUUGACGAGGAAAUCCUGCCUGAAGAAGAAACUGGUGUCUUGGAUGUUGUCAAACCAGAGGAACCAGCUACUACUGAAAUUGAGGUAGUUGAAGUUAUUCCAGAAAAGGAAGCUCCUGAGGAAACAAAAACAGCCAUUGACGAGGAAAUCCUGCCUGAAGAAGAAACUGGUGUCUUGGAUGUUGUCAAACCUGAGGAACCAGCUACUACUGAAAUUGAGGUAGUUGAAGUUAUUCCAGAAAAGGAAGUUCCUGAGGAAACAAAAACAGCCCCUGAAGAGGAAAUCCUGCCUGAAGAAGAAACUGUUGUUUUGGAUGUUGUCAAACCUGAGGAACCAGCCACUACUGAAAUUGAGGUAGUUGAAGUUAUUCCAGAAAAGGAAGUUCCUGAGGAAACAAAAACAGCCCCUGAUGAGGAAAUCAUGCCUGAAGAAGAAACUGUUGUUUUGGAUGUUGUCAAACCUGAGGAACCAGCCACUACUGAAAUUGAGGUAGUUGAAGUUAUUCCAGAAAAGGAAGCUCCUGAGGAGUCAAAAACAGCCACUGAUGAAGAAAUUUUACCUGAAGAAGAAACUGGUGUUUUGGAUGUUGUCAAACCUGAGGAACCAGCCGCUACUGAAAUUGAGGUAGUUGAAGUUAUUCCAGAAAAGGAAGUUCCUGAGGAAACAACAACAGCCCCUGAUGAGGAAAUCAUGCCUGAAGAAGAAACUGUUGUUUUGGAUGUUGCCGAACCUGAGGAACCAGCAACUACUGAAAUUGAGGUAGUUGAAGUUAUUCCAGAAAAGGAAGUUCCUGAGGAAACAAAAACAGCCCCUGAUGAGGAAAUCAUGCCUGAAGAAGAAACUGUUGUUUUGGAUGUUGCCGAACCUGAGAAACCAGCCUCUACUGAAAUUGAGGUAGUUGAAGUUAUUCCAGAAAAGGAAACUCCUGAGGAGACAAAAGCAGGCACUGAUGAAGAAAUUUUACCUGAAGAAAAAACUGGUGUUUUGGAUGUUGUCGAACCUGAGGAACCAGCCACUACUGAAAUUGAGGUAGUUGAAGUUAUUCCAGAAAAGGAAGCUCCUGAGGAAACAACAACAGCCCCUGAUGAGGAAAUCCUGCCUGAAGAAGAAACUGUUGUUUUGGAUGUUGUCAAACCUGAGGAACCAGCCACUACUGAAAUUGAGGUAGUUGAAGUUAUUCCAGCAAAGGAAACUCCUGAGGAGACAAAAACAGCCCCUGAUGAGGAAAUCCUGCCUGAAGAAGAAACUGUUGUUUUGGAUGUUGUCAAACCUGAGGCACCAGCCACUACUGAAAUUGAGGUAGUUGAAGUUAUUCCAGAAAAGGAAACUCCUGAGGAGACAAAAACAGCCCCUGAUGAGGAAAUCCUGCCUGAAGAAGAAACUGUUGUUUUGGAUGUUGUCAAACCUGAGGAACCAGCCACUACUGAAAUUGAGGUAGUUGAAGUUAUUCCAGAAAAGGAAACUCCUGAGGAGACAAAAACAGCCCCUGAUGAGGAAACCCUGCCUGAAGAAGAAACUGUUGUUUUGGAUGUUGUCAAACCUGAGGAACCAGCCACUACUGAAAUUGAGGUAGUUGAAGUUAUUCCAGAAAAGGAAACUCCUGAGGAGACAAAAGCAGCCCCUGAUGAGGAAAUCCUGCCUGAAGAAGAAACUGAAACUGUGGAUUCUUUACUCCCAGAAGAACCAAAAACUUUGAAUGUUGAGGUCACAGAAGCUACUCCAUCAAAAGAAGCUCCUAAAGAAACAAAAACUGUUUCAGCUGAAGACACCAUUCCACAAGAAGAUGUUUCCAUAGUAACUGAGAUUGAAGAAGAAAAGACAACUCCAUCUGAAAUUGAAGUCAUUGAAAUCAAACCCAUUAAAACAACCACUGAGCAGACAAAAGUUACUCUUCAUGAGGAAACAGUGGAAAAAACAGAGGUUACUAAAGUUGAGGUUCCUUUUGUACAGGAAACUGUACCUGUAGAGAUUGAAGUCCAGGUUUCCAAGGCAACCACCGACACCAUUGUUACAAAAACUGAAAUUGUCAAAGAAGCCAUACAGACGGUGGAAAUUGAAAUGGUUCCAGAAGAGAAACCAGAAACUGAGACCACAGUCCAAGUACAAGAGAUUUCCUUUGAGGUUGCAAAGAAGGUGGAAACUGUUGAAACCGAGGAAGUCCAGAGUCCUCGUUUCACAACCUCACUCACAGACAUCACCAUCAUGGAAAACAAUGUUCUUCAUCUGGAGGUCGUCUUCACCGCUUGUCCUGCUCCAAAGGUUACUUGGUUUCUUGAUGGUGAGCCAUUGAAACAAAGCGAGGACAUAGAGAUUAUUGUCACAGAAACAAGCAGCGCCUUCAUCAUCAAAGACGCAUAUCCAGAAGAUGAAGGAGAGUACUGGGUUGAACUUACCAACAAAGCUGGUACAGCGAGGUCUACAGCAUACAUCUGUGUCCUACCGCGAAGUGCACCUUCAUCUGAAGCACAAGAAACAGAUGAGGAAUCUUUCUUCAAGGAAACUUUAGAAGUCGUUCCAAAAUCACCAAUCACCAUUCAAGAACUGGAAGAGGAAGAAUCUCUUCCAGAGGAAAAAACUGCAGAAGUUACAGAGAUGAGCAUCCCUGUUAAGGAGGACCUUCCUGAGGUUGUUGAAGAAACUAUAGUAACCACACAAAAAGAGGUUGCUCCGAAACCUCAGAUGUCAGAACUGGAGUUAGAAUUUACUCCUGUAGAAACUCCAGUUGAACAAAUAGAGAUUGAGGAGGAAAAACCUGUAAUUAUCAAAAAGAAACCAGAGAAAACUGAAAUAUCAGUUCCUGUUGAUGUGAAGGAAAUCAAAGAGGAGACUAUCGUUCGAACUGAAAAGGUCAUUGAUAGCAAACCUCAGGUCACGGAAGUUGAAAUUGACAUCACCCCAGAGGAAACAGUUACCACCUCUGAGGUGACAGAAAUUACAAAGAUCACAGAAGAAACUUUCACAGAAUCAGUUUCUAUUGUUCCCGAGGAAAAACCUGCAUCAGAAUUGUCUGAGGUAACUUUAGACGUGAUUGACAAACAACCUGAAGUUGUAGAAGUUGAAGUGACAGCUCCUGAAACUGUCACAGAGACUGUGUUUAGAGAGAGGAUUGAAGUUAGCCAAACAGUUGAAGAUGUUUCUGAAAUCAAAAGUGAACCCAUUGUGGAAUUCCCAGAGGAGGAAGUGAUAGUUAAGACUGAAAAAGAAAUCACUCCGAAACCUCAGAUGUCAGAACUGGAGUUAGAAUUUACUCCUGUAGAAACUCCAGUUGAACAAAUAGAGAUUGAGGAGGAAAAACCUGUAAUUAUCAAAAAGAAACCAGAGAAAACUGAAAUAUCAGUUCCUAUUGAUGUGGAAGAAAUCAAAGAGGAGACUAUCGUUCGAACUGAAAAGGUCAUUGAUAGCAAACCUCAGGUCACGGAAGUUGAAAUUGACAUCACCCCAGAGGAAAGCACUACUGAGAUCAAGAAAACCAUUACUGAGGUGACGGAAGAAUCUGUUAUAGAAUCUGUAAUUACCAUUUCAGAGGAUUUAGCUGAUGUACCAUCUGAAGUGUCUGAAAUCACUUUGGAUGUUGACGAGCAGCCAGACAUUGUCGAGGUUGAAGUUGCAGCACCUGAAUCAGUUACUGAAACGACUUUUAGAGAAACACUACAAAUAGUUAAAAAGGAGGAUGAAACCCCCCUCGAUAUUACUCCCGAGGAAAAAUUCAAAGAGACUCUAGAACUGGCUUCUAAACCACAGACUACAGAGGUUGAAGUUGAGUUUACACCAGUAUUGAAAGAAGAAAUAUUGGUAACAGAUGUUUCCCAGGAA